AUGUCAUUAAAAUUCACUAACUCCAAAAAAGCAGCAGCCCCAAUUGCUCCCUAUUCACACGCCGUUGAAGCAAAUGGUUUUCUCUACUUAUCAGGAUUUGGUGGGCUUGAUGUGGAAGGAAAGUUAGUAGGUAAUGGUGAUGUUAAAGUUGAAACCAAACAAGUUUUAGAGAACAUCAAGAAUGUGAUAGAAGAAGCUGGCUCUGAUUUCAAAAAUAUCGUCAAAGUAAACAUUUUUAUUACUGAUAUGAGCAAGUAUAAAGAGCUCAACGAAAUUUAUGCCCUAUAUUUCACUGACAACAAGCCAGCCCGUUCUUGUAUCGAGGUAAAAUCUAUCCCAAUUCCUAAUGGUACCGUUGAGAUAGAAGUUGUUGUUCUCGUUUAA
This is a messenger RNA of Priceomyces carsonii, 384 nucleotides long. RefSeq lists its product as uncharacterized. The record is from RefSeq and is a predicted model, not a curated record. Lineage: Eukaryota; Fungi; Ascomycota; Pichiomycetes; Serinales; Debaryomycetaceae. The transcript is spliced from 2 exons. Gene Ontology annotation, molecular function: deaminase activity. Gene Ontology annotation, cellular component: cytosol. Bases 1 to 384 code for a protein of 127 amino acids.